Messenger RNA from Anopheles arabiensis, 3058 nucleotides. It is a transcript of the gene Rlip, whose product is annotated as ralA-binding protein 1. The coding region runs from base 65 to 2041 and encodes 658 amino acids. The transcript has 5 exons. NCBI's taxonomy places the organism in Eukaryota, Metazoa, Arthropoda, Insecta, Diptera, Culicidae. Gene Ontology annotation, biological process: small GTPase-mediated signal transduction. The record is from RefSeq and is a predicted model, not a curated record. Gene Ontology annotation, molecular function: small GTPase binding; GTPase activator activity.
GAAAAGUAAACAACAACAAAUCGCGCACCUUCCCGAUCAAUUUCCCGUGGUGUGCAAAGUCGCGAUGGAUUUCGAUAGUCCGGAUUGUGUGGAAAAAGAUUUUCCCGGCCUAUACGGUUCCGAUGCUAGUGGGAAAAGCAAAAAGGAUGACAAAGAUUUUAGUGACGCUGAUCCGGAAAAGGUCAGCAAAAAGGAGCUGCUCAUAGGCCGCAGAAAGGAUAAGAAGGAAAAGAAAACAGCUUACGCCACCCUGGAAGGUGAAAGCUCGCCGGAAGAGGAGCUCGAAACAAAGAGCCCGUCGAAAACGAAAAAAUCGAAAACCUUCAAGUUUCCGUCGAAGAGCAAGGAAAAGAGGGAAAAGUCGCGUGAAAAGGACAAGGACAGGCCGGACACGUCGAAGCAGGAGGAAAGCGUGAAACCGCAGGAGAAGGGCGAAAAGGAAAAGGACAAGAAAAAGGACAAGGAAAAGAAGGAAAAGGAGAAGAAGGAAAAAUCGAAAGACAAGAAGGAGAAAAAGCUGAAGCAGGGCAGCGUCAGCGAGGAGGUGCUGGAGCUGGGCGACGCACAGCCCAUCUUUGGCGUGUCGCUGGGCCUGGCAACCGAGCGGAGUCGCUGCCACGACGGCAUUAACCUGCCGCUGGUUGUGCGCGACUGUAUCGAUUACCUGCAGGAGCAUGGUCUGCAGAGCGAACAGAUCUACAAGGUGGAGGCGGUCAAGACAAAGCUGCAGCAGCUGAAGCGUACGUACAAUAACCGCGAGGGAUCGUGCAGCGGUGAGAUGGACGUGCCGAUUGCCUGCGGACUGCUGAAGAUGUUUUUGCGCGAGCUGCCGGAACCGAUACUUACCACCGAUCUGUCGUCGCGCUUCGAGGAGGUGGCCUCCCAUUCGCAGGUUUCCCAGCAGGAGCAGGAGCUGGUGUGCUUGGUCGAGCAGCUGCCCAGCUGCAACCGAACCCUGCUGUCCUGGAUGUUUAUGCACGUCGAUGCCGUGACGCAGAAUGAAGAUUUUACCAAGAUGAACGCGCAGAACAUUGCGAUGCUGCUGAGUCCGACGCUCCAGAUGUCGCACCGCCUGUUCGUGGCGAUACUGUGCCACUGUAGCACGCUGUUUGCCGACACCAUCUUACAUAAGUAUGUUCCACCGAUAACAGCAUCCAGCCCAAAUCUACCCGAAACACCCGAGGAAAUAUCGACCGAGCUAAGAAAGCAGGAAAGUCUGCUGGCACAAAUACACGCCGAAAUGAAUGCCGGCUUUGUGACGAAGAAGCGCGAAGAACAGCUUUGGGAGGUGCAGCGCAUUAUUACACAGCUGAAGCGCAAGUUACGCUCGUUCGAGAAAAAGUCCGACUGCGUACAGAAAAGCCUCGACGACACGGUCGAUGGUGACAUUUCGAUUGAUUUGAAUCUGCAAAAGGCGAAACUGUCCUGCUCGGACGAUGAGUCGUCGAUCAAAACGGUAACAGCGAUCUCGACAGAGUCGGCCACAAACACGGAAGCCAAAAACACACCCCAAGAAACGCCGGACGAAACGGCCCCGGCCGAACGCAAACUGUCCAUAGCCAAUUCGCCCGACACGGCCAUGGCGACGGCGGUGGGCAAAGCGGACGGUGCCGCUGCAGGUCAACCGAUCGCCUCGGAAGCCCCGGUCCCGGUAAGUGAUAAGGUAACCGUGACGGACAACGGGUUUUUGCUGCUGCCCCAAAACCAUCCGGAGUACUUGACGCUCAUACGGCUGCAGCUGGAAAAUCAAGAGCUGGUCAACUGGAAAGCGCAACUGCAGGCCCGCAUUCAAACGGAGCGCAAUGAGAUAGUGAAGAUGAAGAAGCUGCUAGUGGUGGAUGGGUGCGCGAACAAUGCGCCCGCCAGCCUGGACGCCUCGCUGACGGCUAGCGAGGAGUACGAUAAACUGAUGGCACAUUACGUGAAGGAAAAUGCGCUGCUCGAGCAGAAGCGCCAGAUGCUGGCGAAGGAAAUAUUUGAAGAAAACAAGAACCUCAUACAGAUGCAGGUAGAGCUGGCGCUGAACCGAUACAGAAUUUAAGAAUGUGGCUGGAGGGUGGUGUAUGUUGUAGAUGGAUCGAAAUUAGCUCUCUAUCGCUCGCGUAAGCUCAGGUUUAUUCCAACACGCUUAAGCUCGUGCAAUGGAAUACGGUUGAGUGUAAUAUUCUCAAGGCAAAGUGCAUAAUGUUUGAAUUUGAGUAGUUUCCAGUGGAAUCGCGCUGUUUAAAACAUAGCUUUAAGAGGUUUGUUUUUAAGUAUUCAAACAUUUUAAAUUAGCUCUUUUGUGGUAGAUGCUCACAAAAUAUCCAUCACUAGCUUGUUGUCCGUAGAAUAAUCUUUCAAAGACUAUUUAUUAUGUAAAAUAUUAGACGCACACAGUAUAGCAAUGGAGCUCUGCCAACUGCACGGCAACGGGCAACUAAAACGCGAAAGAACAUCAUUUAUAGGAGCAUCAAAACUAGCAUGCAUGAAUCGUCCUCACCUUCAUAUUUGCACUGUGCUCCAAGCGUGCUGAGUGCGCUACUGGUAAAACCGACAUCGCUGUCUGCAAAAGGGGAAGUUGUACAGUUGAAGGAGCGUGAGCAACUUUGGUGUGUUCGAAUUUGAAUUCCCCUUUUCGUUUCUUUUUUUCUUUUUUGCGAGAGCGGUUCCAAAAUGUAUGUUCCUUUCGGCUGUUGUUACAUGCAAGCGAAGGCAACACAAAAAAGAAAAGAAAUAUGCGCGCGCACACAAAACAAAAAUUGUUUCGAGCGGUAACGUGGUGUACCGAGAGAUAAGUAAAUACGGUUCGACGUGGUGGUGACAAUUAGGUGGUGGUACCCUGUGCUGGGGGAUGGAUUUCCACUCAAAUUUUUGCUCAGCAGGCGGCGAAAGAGAAACACACAGUGUGUGCAGUGCAAAUUGCAGCGUGUGUGUAAAGUGGUUGGGUGUGCAAAAACAAAAAUCUGAAAAAUGCUUUUCAUACAAAUGUUGUUUACAGAUUAAACAGUCAAGUGCAAAAGCGAGAACAAACAUGUUUAAAUAAACGGAAAUAUAUUAACCAAUUCACGAAUGUUAA